Molecule: messenger RNA, 888 nt
Organism: Ruditapes philippinarum (Manila clam)
Lineage: Eukaryota; Metazoa; Mollusca; Bivalvia; Venerida; Veneridae
Product: perlucin-like protein
Exons: 4
Coding region: 51-617 (188 amino acids)
Source: RefSeq, a predicted model, not a curated record
AAGCGAUAGAAGGACUUUGCAACAGACUUAAUUUGUUUAACGUAUCAAACAUGAGGUGGUUGUUAGAAGUCGCUCUUGUGUUUUGCUGUGUUUACUGCAUUGCGGCGACGGGGUUGGUGAGGGCCUCCGAUGAGCGGAAAAAAUUAAUCAAACUAGAUCAGCUGCUGACACAAGUCAGCAAACGAGGCACGGGAGGUAAAACUUGUAAAGCUCGAUGCCAAGAUGGAUGGAUACGAUAUCAAGGGUCAUGCUACUUAAUUGUUCAGAACCAAUGUACAUUUCAUGAAGCGGAGGUCAAUUGUAAAAAACAUGGUGCUGAUUUAGUCACUAUUGAAGACGCAAACGAAAACACAUUCCUUAAAAAACACCUAACCACUUUAAAAGGUACUGACUUUUGGAUUGGAUUGACAGACAGUGUCACAGAGGGCGUCUUUAAAUGGGUUGCCGACCAAUCGAAAGCUGUUUUCACAGACUGGGCGAAAGAUCAACCAGACAACUAUCAUAAUGAAGAUUGCGUGCACGUGCAUGCCAGCAGAAGUUUCGUUUGGAAUGACCGGCCCUGUGUUGAUCGUGUCCAGUCUAUUUGCGAAGAAACUUUCAAGCGCAAAAAAUAUUAAAAGAAUAAAUACAAUGUGAACAUUUUAAUGAAAAUAAUAAAAUACUAAAACUUACUUAAGCAGCCAUUGAUUGAAUAAUGUUUGUCUUUUUGUCUUUCUUACUUCAUAUUAGAUCAUCGUGUAUCUUUUAUCUAUUUAGAAUAAUAAUAUUGAUAAUAAUAAUACCUAUUCAUAUUCAUAAACAUAUGGUAUGUUUUUCUUAAUCAUUCAGUACUUGGCUUAUGUAUUCCUCUUUAUCCUCUUUGAAUUAAAGAACAUGUAUUCUUUAGCA